Molecule: messenger RNA, 2709 nt
Organism: Diaporthe amygdali
Lineage: Eukaryota; Fungi; Ascomycota; Sordariomycetes; Diaporthales; Diaporthaceae
Exons: 3
Coding region: 1-2709 (902 amino acids)
Molecular function (GO): zinc ion binding; nucleic acid binding; ATP binding
Source: RefSeq, a predicted model, not a curated record
AUGCCGCCUCAGAAGCGACCUCGCGAGGUCAUUGACUUGACAGAUGAUGACCCCGCCCCCAAGUCAACGAAACCUCGCUUUUCUGCACCGUCGAGCCAGUCUUCCCUGUACAGUGCCCGGCCUUCACAGUAUGGAUAUGGCCCAUCGUCUUCUAAUGCUUCAUCCUCACGAUCGUUUCCCUCAAAUGGCUCAAGUAGCCAACGUCCUAGAUGGGGAUAUCCUCAAAGCUCGCUUGGCGAUGAGGAAGCUGAGGUCCAAGACCUCACCCAAGCCGAUGAUGGCCCAGCUCUUCAACUCUAUGGGACCCUCGACAACAAGAUUGUUGGCUGCAGAUACUAUGACGGUAUUGUCAGUCCAGGCGAGGUAGUCGUGUUGCGAAGGGAACCUUCGAACCCAUACGACGCAAACGCAGUCAGAGUCGACAAUGUAAUGGGAACGCAAGUUGGCCAUCUACCUCGCAAGCUGGUUGAGAAACUCGCGCCCCUGAUGGACUCUGGAGACGUGCUCGUCGAGGCUGCAAUCCUCGGUGAGAAAGGCUAUUUUGAUUGCCCGGUCAAGUUGAUCCUUUAUGGAACAGCUGAACCCAUUGCGAGGGCUGCUCUGGAGGAGCGUCUUAAGUCGGACAAGUUGCUCAAAGCUACACAGCUGAAGCAAACCAGGCGGCCACCAGAGCCGCCGCAGAGGAACGUUAUGGGCCUUAAGAGCAGUCAGUCAAGGGCUGGUCUUCCUGCCGAGCCGGAAAUAUCUGUCGAGCAGCUCGCCCAGCUCAGCCAAGCUGUGCAGUUCCGAAGCGGCGGCGACAACCUCAAGGCCCUCGCGAUGGACGAGGAAGCCUUGUCCAAGUUGCCCUUAGCGAAACAGCCGGAGGAGCUGAAGUCUUCACUCCUGCCCUACCAGCUGCAAGGCCUGGAGUGGUUACGCUCGAAGGAGAAGCCACAAUUCCCGUCUCCGGGAUCUGCCAAUGUCACGCAACUUUGGAAGCGGGACGCUCGCGGCCGCUACAACAAUAUCGCCGCUGGCUUCACCACGGCUCAUGCUCCGGCUCUGGCCAAGGGUGGCAUUCUCGCUGAUGAUAUGGGCCUGGGUAAGACGCUGCAGAUGCUGAGUCUUAUUGUGACAGGCGGGAAAGGGGCAACUCUGAUCGUUGCUCCUGUAUCUGUUAUGAGUAAUUGGGAGCAGCAGGCUCGACAACACGUAAAGAGCGAGCAUACUCCGAAGAUCCUCGUCUACCACAGGACUCGAAAGGCGACGGUCCAGGAAAUGGUGAAGCACGACAUUGUAAUCACAAGUUACGGGACGUUGACAGCUGACCACAGCAACAAAGGUCCACUAUCGUCUGCCUCGUGGCGCCGGGUCAUUCUGGACGAAGGACAUACGAUCCGAAACGCGAAGACAAAGGCUGCUGAAGCUGCCUGCGGACUCAAGGCCGAAUCAAGAUGGGUGUUGACUGGGACGCCGAUCGUAAACAGCAUCAAGGAUUUCAACUCCCUUAUUAAGUUCCUCCGGCUUACAGGAGGUAUCGCCGACCCCUUGGUUUUCAACGCUGUCAUUACUAGGCCACUUGGUUCCGGGGAUCCCCGGGCUGAAGUUUUGCUCCAGUCCUUGAUGCAAGAUCUAUGUCUCAGGCGGAAAAAAGACAUGGCCUUUGUUGACUUGCGGCUUCCGCCAAAGUCGGAAUAUGUCCAUCGCAUUGCCUUCAGGCCAGAUGAGAAGAAGAAAUACGAUGCUCUGCUGUCGGAGGCGAAAGGCGUUCUCGCACAAUUCCAGUCAAAAUCAAAGCAAGGGAAAAAAGGCGGCUCAUUCCAGCAUGUAUUGGAGCAGCUCCUUCGGCUUCGUCAAACGUGCAACAGCUGGACUCUGUGCAAGGAGCGGAUCGUGGACCUGCUCAAGACCCUCGAGGACCAGGACGUGGUUGUCCUAAACAAAAAGAACUGCGAGAUCUUGCAGAAGGCCCUGCGGCUUUACAUCGAAAGCCAGGAUGAAUGCCCCGUUUGCUUAGACACCCUGUCAGCACCUGUAAUCACUCACUGCAAGCAUGUCUUCUGCGGAGACUGCAUUCGCAAGGUUGUUGAGACUCAAACACGGUGUCCCAUGUGUCGUAGCCCCCUGGCGGAGGACCAGCUGCUCGAGCCCGCCCCGGAGACCGCCGGAGAAGAGGACACCGAAGAGCCGGGGGCAGAAACGCAGAGCUCAAAGACGGAAGCCCUGCUGAAGAUCCUGCAGGCGACGUUGAAGAACAAGGGGUCCAAGGUGAUCAUCUUCUCUCAAUGGACCUCGUUCCUAACCAUCAUUGAGCACCAGCUCAAGGAGGCGGGAUAUGGCUACACUCGAAUCGACGGAUCUAUGGCACCUGCGGCACGGGACAGCGCAAUGCGCGCCCUCCAGGACGACUCGAACACGCGGAUCAUGCUUGCGUCGCUUGCCGUGUGCAGUGUCGGACUGAACCUAGUCGCUGCAGACACCGUCAUCCUCGCGGAUUCUUGGUGGGCGCCUGCCAUCGAGGACCAGGCGGUGGACAGGGUCCACCGACUAGGGCAGACGCGGCCAACGACUGUUUGGCGCCUGGUCAUGGAGGGCAGUGUCGAGGAGCGUGUGCUGGACAUCCAGGCCGAAAAGAGGCAGCUGGUCGGCAAGGCUUUCCAGGAAAAGGUGCAGGGCAAGAAGACGAAGGAGACGAGGAUGGCUGACAUAAUGAAGUUGCUCACCUGA